AUGCCCACCGUCGUGCUGGACAUGACCUAUGGCCUUAGCGAGACCAAGUCGCGAGCCCGGCAGGCGGACCGCGCAACACGCGGAAACAACCUGCUGAAGGAGCGCCUGGAGCAGAUCUGCAAGGAGGCCGAGGCGGCGAUUCUGGGCGAUGGCGCCGCCAUCCUGGUCCUGUCGCACCGCCGCGCCAGUCAAAGUCGCGUUCCGGUCAGCUCGCUCCUCGCCGUGGGUGCCGUGCAUCAGGACCUGAUUGCCAAGAAGCUCCGUGCGAAGGUUGCCUUGGUCGUGGAAGGAGCGGAUGCCCAUGAGAUCCAUCACUUCUGCUGCCUCCUUGGCUUCGGCUGUGACGCCAUCUACCCCUACCUCUGCUACCUCAGCCUGCUCCGCGUCCGGGGCACCGACCUCCCCCUGAACCAGCGCAUCGAGAACUUCCGCAAAGCCUCUGACGGAGGUAUCCUGAAGGUCAUGAGCAAGAUGGGCAUCUCCUGUCUGCAAAGCUACAAGGGCGCGCAGCUUUUCCAGGCGGUGGGCAUGGACAAGGAAGUCAUCGCCAAGUGCUUCACCGGCUGCAAGUUCGUGCUCAAUGGCGCAGGUGUCAACAUCUUCGAGAUGGAUGCGAUGGAGUUGCACAAGAUGGCGUUCCCUGACCGGCCUCAGCCCCCUCUGGUCGAUACCGAGGUCGAGGAGUUGGAGGACUUUGGGGAGUAUCACUUCCGCAGCAUCCAUGAGACGGAGAUCCACAUGAACACGCCCGAUGUCAUCUACAAGAUGCAGGAGGCAGCGCGCUCCAACUCCACCGAGGCCUACAAGAUGUUCUCCACCUGGCAGAACAAGAUCACCGAGCAGACGGAGAUCCGCGGGCAGCUGGAAUUCCUGUCUGAGGAGUACGAUCCGAUUGACAUCUCUGAGGUCGAGCCUGCAGUCGAGAUCGUAAAGCGUUUCUGCACCGGCGCCGCCUCCUUCGGCUCCAUCUCUGAUGAGGCCCACCGUGCCAUGGCCAUUGCCAUGAACCGCGUCGGCGGCAAAAGCAACACCGGCGAGGGUGGCGAGGACCCGAUGCGCUUCACGCAGCUUGAGAAGGGUGAGUUCGUGGCGGGCGGAGCCACCUGGGACAUCGUGAACGGCGACUCCUUUCGCUCGAAGAUUAAGCAGGUCGCCUCGGGGCGCUUUGGGGUUACGGCGGAGUAUCUUGCCAAUGCAGAGGAGUUGCAGAUCAAGUUGGCGCAGGGCGCCAAGCCGGGCGAAGGAGGUGAGCUGCCAGGCUACAAGGUGAUCGGCAAGAUUGCCGAAACUCGCAAGGCAACCCCGGGCGUGGGCUUGAUCUCUCCGCCUCCACACCACGACAUGUACUCCAUCGAGGAUGUGGCGCAGUUGAUCAAGGAUCUUAAGAAUGCCAACCCCGCAGCUCGCAUCUCCGUGAAGCUCGUGGCUCGACUCGGCAUUGGCGUCAUCGCCUCUGGCGUCGUCAAGGGCAAGGCGGACCACCUGACCAUCUCGGGUAUGUCCGGCGGCACUGGUGCGGCGAAGUGGGGCUCCAUCAAGCACUGUGGGCUUCCUUGGGAGAUCGGUCUGGCAGAGACCCACCAAACCCUGGUUCUCAACGGCCUUCGUAACCGAGUGACCCUGCAAACAGACGGCCAGGUGCGAACAGGUCGGGAUGUGGUGAUCGCCGCCAUGCUGGGCGCCGAGGAAAUUGCCAUGACGACUGCUCCCCUCAUCACUUUGGGAUGCAUCAUGAUGAGGAAGUGCCACUUGAACACCUGCCCCGUGGGCGUGGCGACGCAGGAUCCUGAAUUGCGAAAGAAGUUCACAGGGCAGCCAGAGCACCUCAUCAACUACCUCUUCAUGGUCGCUGAGGAGGCGCGUGAGAUCAUGGCCUCCCUGGGCAUUAAGAAGUUCAACGACCUCAUCGGACGAACCGACCUCCUCCGUCCGAAGGGAUAUCUCAAGGACAACCCGAAGACUGCCGACCUGGAUUUCGCCGACCUCCUCAAGCCGGCCUGGACCAUGGAGAACUCCAUGAGCAACAUUGCCGAGCUCCCGAUGUACUGCUGCGAGCCACAAGACCAUGAGCUGGCUCAUGCCUUGGAUCAGAGUCUCAUCUCCCGGUGCUCCCCAGCGCUUCAGGACAAGGAGCAGGUCCACCUCAAGGGCAUCAACAUCAACAACGUGGACCGCUCCGUUGGAGGCAUCCUCAGUUUCGAGGUCAGUAAGAAAUACGGAGCUGCCGGCCUCCCCGAGGGAACCAUUCGCGUGUCCUUCAUCGGUAGCUCCGGACAGUCCUUCGGCAACUUCCUGGCUCCCGGUAUCACUUUCGAGCUCGAAGGCGACGCGAACGACUACAUCGGCAAGGGCCUCAGUGGCGGAACCCUGGUGGUGUACAAACCAAACCAGGCCCCGUAUGCCUCGCACGAUGCUAUCAUCGCGGGCAAUGCAGCACUUUAUGGAGGCACGGCUGGCAAGGCCUUCUUCGCCGGGAUCGCCGCCGAGCGUUUUGCUGUGCGCAACUCCGGCGCCACCGCCGUUUGUGAAGGGGUCGGCGACCAUGGAUGCGAGUACAUGACCCGAGGUACGGUGAUAGUGCUCGGACAGAUGGGGUCCAACUUUGCGGCAGGCAUGAGCGGAGGCAUCGCAUAUAUCCUGGACAUGCAGGAGGCCUUGUGCAACAAGGCGAGCGUCCACCUCGAGGCAAUCGUCGAAGAGGAGGACAAGACGCUGUUGAAGGAUCUCAUCGCCGAGCACCAGAAGUACACCGGAAGCAAAGUGGCAUCAGAUCUUUUGGCCAAGUGGGCCGACUCCCUGAAGCGCUUCACGAAGAUCUUCCCGAAGGAGUACAAGAAGGCUCUGGUGGCAGCGAAAGAGAAGUCGAAGUCAGAGGCACCGGUAAAGCCUGCUGCGAGCGUGCCCCCAGCGCCUGGCACCGAUCUCGAGGAUGCGGCGGGCAAGCCGAUCUCCGUCGCCAGCCCGGAGAAGAAGCGUGGCUUCCACGAGUACGAGCGUAAGGCCCUCCCUUACCGUGACCAUAAGGAUCGUAUCCUUGACUGGGAGGAGAUCUAUGCUUCGCAGUCCAAGAAGAGCCAACAGUGGCACAAUUGGAUGCAGACGCAGACGGCUCGGUGCAUGGACUGUGGAACUCCCACAUGCCACAGCCCCAACCAAGGUGGAGGUGGCUGUCCGCUGGGCAAUCGCAUCCCCACUUGGAAUCAGCUGGUACAUGAGGGCGAGUGGAAGCGCGCCCUUGAGCGAUUGCUUGAUACCAACAACUUCCCCGAGUUCACAGGCACCACUUGCCCGGCGCCUUGCGAGGAAGCCUGCGUUCUGGGCAUCAACGAAAAGCCGGUCGCGAUUAAGACCACCGAGCUCUCGAUCAUCGAGUAUGGCUUCAGCAAGGGUUGGGUGAAGCCCCAGCCGCCCCUCCAGCGCACCGGCCGCCGCAUCGCCAUCAUCGGCUCGGGCCCGGCUGGCCUCGCUGCGGCGCAGCAGCUGAACCGUGCGGGGCAUCUCGUGGAGGUUAUCGAGCGGGCUGACCGUCCCGGAGGUUUGCUGAUGUACGGCAUCCCCUCCAUGAAGUUGGACAAGAUCGACAAGGUUUUGCGCCGCAUCAAGCUCAUGCAGCAGGAGGGCAUCAGCUUCAAGUGCAACACGGAGGUGGGCAAGGACGUGACCUUGAACGGCCUUUGCAGCCAGAACGACGCGGUCAUCAUGGCCACCGGAGCGACGAUGUGGCGUGACAUGCGCAAUGCGGACGGCCGUAACCUGAAGAACGUUGUUCAGGCAAUGGACUUCCUGACAGACACACAGAAGAAGAACUUGGACAGCGAGAUGGGCCUCAAGAAUACCAGUACCACGACGUACGAUGUGCAAGGCAAGCGUGUGGUGGUGAUCGGUGGUGGCGACACAGCCGUUGACUGCGUGGCCACUGCCAUCCGACUAGGCGCGAAGAGCGUCAUUCAGUUCUCCCGGCGCGACGCUGCGCCCAAGGACCGGCCAAAGCACACUCCAUGGCCGUGCUGGGCGGACACCUACCGCGUCGACUACGCCCACUCCGAGGGCGAGUCUACUUUGGGCCGUGACCCACGGGAGUACAUGGUGCAGACCAAAAGCUUCCGCGCCUCUGCGCAGGAUCCCAGCGCCGUGGGCGCGGUGGUGGCAGCCAAGCUGAACCCAUCGGGCAAGGAGACGGGCACCGUCAACUACCCGGCCGAGCUCGUCGUGUUGGCCAUGGGCUUCACCGGCCCAGACACUGCCAUCGAUCCGCUGAACCAGCUCUCCCGGGAUUCCCACUCGAACUUUAAGGCCCAGUACGGCGAGUACCAGGCCGAGGCCUCCCCUUGGAGCAAUUUGUAUGUUUGUGGUGACUGCCGCCGUGGUGCAUCCCUCGUCGUCACCGCCAUCGCAGAGGGUCGCGACUGCGCCGCCCGCGUGGACGCGCAGCUGAUGGGCAGCACCAGUCUGCCUCGGGCGGCUCCCUUGGCCGCGAACCCCACCUACUACCAGAUGCCUCAGAAGGGAGCCGAGCC
This is a messenger RNA of Symbiodinium sp. CCMP2456, 4517 nucleotides long. The record is from the annotation of a GenBank genome assembly. Lineage: Eukaryota; Dinophyceae; Suessiales; Symbiodiniaceae.